Messenger RNA from Miniopterus natalensis, 1759 nucleotides. The record is from RefSeq and is a predicted model, not a curated record. NCBI's taxonomy places the organism in Eukaryota, Metazoa, Chordata, Mammalia, Chiroptera, Miniopteridae.
GCGGGGCCAGAUCUGGGGCCCGCCUCCACUAGCUCUCGUGAGCCUCCGGGUGCUGGGCACCCCGACUGUUUCAGGCGCUUCAGAGGCGCCAGCCAAGAGACCCUGGGCGGGCGCCUGGCGCAGCUGCCUCUCCGAGUUUGCCUGUCCGUCUCUGUGUCUGUCUCUGUGUCUGUCUGGCUGUCCCCGAGCUUGCCUCCACUUCUAGAACUAAGCUUCCGGUACGCCGACGAGCCGCGAACCUUCAGCCCUUUCCCAUGGCAGGAUACUUGCCCCCCAAAGGCUACGCCCCUUCGCCCCCUCCUCCCUACCCUGUGACCGCCGGGUACCCGGAGCAGGUGCCGCAUCCCGGGCCCGGGCCCGCGCCAGUGCUCGCCCACGUGCCUGCCCCUGCUCCCGGCUUCGCCCUCUUCCCCUCGCCCGGCCCCAGUGCCCCGGCGCCUGCCUCCGGACCUGCUGCCCCCUUGCUGCUGCCCGGGGUGCCUUCUGGUCUCCAGUUCUUGGUGCAGAUUGAUCAGAUCUUGAUUCACCAGAAGGCUGAGCGAGUGGAAAUGCUCCUAGGCUGGGACACAAGUAACCGGUAUGAACUGCGCUCAGGGGCUGGGCAGCCCCUGGGUCAGGCGGCUGAGGAGAGCAACUGCUGCGCCCGUCUGUGCUGCGGGGCCCGCCGGCCCCUUCGUGUCCGCCUGGUGGAUCCCGGGGACCGAGAGAUGGAAGUACAGUCUCCACCCGGCACCACCAUUGGCCAUGUGCUACAGACCUGGCAUCCCUUCCUCCCCAAGUUCUCCAUUCAAGAUGCUGAUCGCCAUACAGUCCUGCGAGUGGUAGGGCCCUGCUGGACCUGUGGCUGUGGCACAGACACCAACUUUGAGGUGAAGACUCCGGAUGAGUCCCGCAGUGUGGGCCGCAUCAGCAAGCAGUGGGGGGGGCUGCUCCAAGAAGCCCUCACGGAUGCAGAUGACUUUGGCUUGCAGUUCCCGCUGGAUCUGGACGUGAGAGUGAAGGCUGUACUGCUGGGAGCCACAUUCCUCAUUGACUACAUGUUCUUCGAGAAGAGAGGAGGCACUGGGCCCUCUGCCAUCACCAGCUAGAUGGCAUCUCAGGGUGAGGAGACCAUCACCUCAACCAGAAUUCAAGAUGAUCACCUGCCCUGGCCUGGCUCCUCCUCAGAGGCAGACCCUUUUCUCCAUGUACAAUGCAGAGGACACACAAGGAUGUCUAAGAGGCUGGGGGCCAUGGUCCCCCAUCCCUACCCUACUCCCCUGGCCUCCUUCACCUGUGGCCCCCACAGAAGGGUAUGUAUGAGAGCCCUUCCCCUGCUCUCUCUCACCACUGUCUCCAGCAAUCCCUCAGCACACAGGUAUUUUGGCUUUCGAACUUGCCCUACUCAGUUCCUCCCACCCCCUUCCAGGACCUCUGCUCUGGGUGAGGCCUUUGGAAUCCAGGGCUCUGGAGUUUUACAACAGAGCUAGGGUGGGAAAGGGUAAGCAGCACCAAAGAUGGCUGAUAUGGCCACCCUUCCCUGCCUUAGCCUGACCAAUUAUUUCAGCCUCAGAACAUGGCACUCAGAGGGUAUUCCCACUUCCCAGCAACAGCUCUAGGGCCUAGGCCCCAGUGCCAACCUCCUCUCUCCCUUGGCCCCUGCCCUCAGCUGGUGCUUGCUGCAGCUCCAUGUGCCUUAACCACCCCUUCCUUCCCUGUUCCUACAAAGGAGGCUGCAUCUUUGUAUGUUAUAUUCAUAUAAACUUUGUAACUUUUUGGA